Molecule: messenger RNA, 1810 nt
Organism: Acanthaster planci (crown-of-thorns starfish)
Lineage: Eukaryota; Metazoa; Echinodermata; Asteroidea; Valvatida; Acanthasteridae
Product: INO80 complex subunit C-like
Biological process (GO): chromatin remodeling
Cellular component (GO): Ino80 complex
Source: RefSeq, a predicted model, not a curated record
UGUAUGUAAUAAAUGCAUGCAAGAGAGAACCUAUGAACUGCUUUGUGCUAAAUCACUUCCGAAUACUGAAGAAAAUGGUACAUAUCUUUUUCUAUAUGUAUAUUUUGAUAAAAUUGGCUCCCAACAAGCAUUAAAUCGUUGAUUUUUUUGCACAUUUGUUUGACACACUAAAUUCGCGUCAACGUGUGAGGGCGCUGCAAAGGUACAUCCAAGAUGUCUGCGCCCAGUCCGAAACCAACUCGUCCAAGAAGUGCAAGAAUAAGAAGAGCAACUAGUCCAGCUUCUGCACCAGUUGCUCCCAAAAGGAAGAAGAGUGUACGUUACCAGCCUUUGACAGAAACAAAGACUGAAACAGAGGCAGCGGAGCCUGCAGCAGCACCUGUAGAAACACCUGCAGCUGCUUCAGCUCUAGAGGUUCUACCACAGCAAGCAACAGCAACAACACCACAGACUGCAGACGCUGCUUUAGUGUCCCAGCGUCCAGCGCUGCCUUUCAAAGAUCCCAAUUUCACGCACUCUAGCAGAGGAGUGGCAGCCAGCAAGAAGUCGCGAGUGUGGAAGACACUCAAACAAAUAACUUCGGCCGAGAGGGCAUUGCCAUGGAAACCAGAUGAUGCUACAUAUAGCAGUAUUGAUGCUCCACCUUCCAUCAAACCGGCCAAGAAGUACUCAGAUCUUUCUGGAUUCCCAGCAAAGUACACAGAUCCUCAGACAAAGUUGCGCUAUGCAGACGCUGAAGAAUUUUCGAGAGCGCGAAUGCUGCCGGCAGAUAUCGUCACUGGGCUGUUGACUCUGAGGAAGGCUAACCCAGAAUUGCAGUGACCUGUUACUUACUUUGAACCAAUUUGAGCACUUCUCCUGUUAUUGGAUGGAUAUUUGGGGCUGUCAGACUAGAGUGGCCAACCAUAGCUCUACUGUAGCCGGCAUAUAGCCCCUGACUGUAAGAAGAAAGGAUCCUCCGCAGGUCUAUCCUACCUGUAUGUUGGAAGUGCUCAUGCAGCAGUCGACCGUAAAGCCAUCUUUUGGCAGAUGGUUUUUCGGGGAUAAUUGAAACUCCAGCGUGCACUUUUCAUGUUGUACAUGUUUAUGAAACUUCAAGAACGUGUCUCAGUAAAGCAUCCCUCGAUGGGGUAACUGCUUGUUGAGUGAAUCAACGAAACCAUGAGAUCCUGAUGGGCCUUAGAUAGACAUUAUGCCCGUCAAGAAUCACACAGUGGCGAGUGGGGCAUGUGGCUUAGUGGUUCGGGUUUGUGACUGUAGAUCAUGAGGGUCGAUGGUUCGAAUCCAGCAGCGGGUAACAUGCUGUGACCUCGGGCAAGUCACUUUACUCCUCCACCCGGGAGUAUCAAAAGAUAGCCCUGAAAAGGGUAGAGGCCGGAUCUGAUAUAGGCUGUCAAUAUUGGUUGCCUAGGAUACCUUGUGAAAAUAUGAAGACGAUUUUCGACAAACACUGCUACAAUUCUCGUUUCCUUAAUUUCGUCAGUGUUAGCAUAAGACUGGGGAAUAUCUUGUUUCAGAAAUAAUUUUUAAGUAUGUAUGCUUGAACAGGUGGUUUUUAGUAAUUCGUAUAUGCAGUUCAGUGUUUAAAACACUCCAAGGCACAAGUUACCCAAGAAAAGAGGACCCUCAAAUAUGUGUCUAUACAAAACUAUGUACAAAACUACAUCAGUCAUCGGAAGACAGGCCCCUGCUAGGCUUCUCCAGUCUGGCUAAAUCCUGACCUAAACAGCAUACCGCUGUGUAGGACGUGUACAUACCUUUCCGACAAUUUAAAGUAAAAGAGUAAUAAAUUUUACACUUGCAAAGACUA